Molecule: messenger RNA, 3033 nt
Organism: Mus musculus (house mouse)
Lineage: Eukaryota; Metazoa; Chordata; Mammalia; Rodentia; Muridae
Gene: Apol10a
Product: apolipoprotein L 10A
Exons: 4
Coding region: 130-1086 (318 amino acids)
Biological process (GO): lipoprotein metabolic process; lipid transport
Cellular component (GO): extracellular region
Molecular function (GO): lipid binding
Source: RefSeq, marked validated
GUCUCAGAUGUGCAGCUGGUGACUGGAACCACACAGCUAAGGACAGCUGGGACACAUCCAAACGUGGCUGCAGGAAGAUUCCUUGCCUGCACACCUGGAAAGCAGUAAGAAAAAACUUGUCAAAAUCCAAUGGAUUGGAAUGAGAUCUUAGAGGACAUUAGGAAAGUGGAACGUCGCAUUGUUGAAAAAUUCAUUGAAGAUCUCACAGAAAAUUUCUUAAGAACAGAUCUGAGGAGCCUUAUAACUGAAGAUGGAGCCUGGAAUGGAUUUUUGGAAACAGCAGAGUUGUCAAGUGAGGAGAAAGCUGCACUGCGUGAUGCUCUGAAGGAGAGUUCAGCACAGAAGCCCUCUGGUGAAAAUGACAGACCUGAAAGGAAGCCACAGAAAGAGCAGAUUUUGCGAGAGGUUCCUCAGUUGAAGAAGAAACUUGAGGUCCAUAUCAGUAAGCUCCGAGAGCUGGCUGACAAACUUGACCUGGUGCACAAGUGCUGCACCAUCUCCAAUGUGGUGUCCCUCACUCUUAGUGCUGCUUCAGGAGUCCUCAAGCUCCUUGAUUUUGUUCUGUCACAGAUCUAUGGAAUGCCCAGGCGAGCACUCUCAGCAACCUCUGAGGGUCUGGGAAUGGCAUCAGAUAUGAUUAAUAUUACUACCACCAUUGUGGGAGAAAGUUUCAGACAGUCAUAUGAAUCAGAAGCCAGACGCCUGGUUGGAGCCAGCAUAAAUAUACUUUACGAGAUUAUAAAUAUCACUCCUAUGAUCACAGUCAAGCUUUAUUAUACAGUUAAGGAUUUAGUUGAAGCCUUCAAAACCCUCACGGGUCAGAUCCGAGCCAUCAGGACAGCCAUAUCCAACUCUGACCUUGGAACACAGGCCAGGAACCCUGCAUCCACUGGAAGAAGCUCUGGACAGGGUGUCCCCCAGAUGAUCAGUAGAGCCAGGAUUAGAGAAAUAGGGCUUACAGUUCCGUUCCUUGAACAGGAUCUUCGGGACCUUGCGCAACAAUUCGAGGUUUUGAAGGAUGGGGCAAAAACAGAGUCAGGUGGAGCACUGCGGGACCUGGCUCACAAGCUGGAGGAGAACCUUUAGAAAUUUGAGCAGAAGUGCAAGGCUCUGCAGUCAGACCUGCCUCAGUGACGCCCUCCCCUAAGCAGCUUAGAAUUCAGAGGAGAUGAUCCUUACAGGGGUGGGGACAAUUUUUUUUCUUAGCAUUAUUGUCAGAAAUAUUUAGUUUCUAAAAGAUCACAAAAAAGUUGGUGGGAAGGGAGAAGGUUAAGUGUCUUACAGGAAACCUGGGUUAAUGGCAGAGCAGCCUAAAGAAAUGGUGGCUGGAGCAAAAUGCAGGAACAUAGGGAGUGGAAAUGGCGGUCCAGACCUGCACAGGGACACACACCCGUGCUACAACAUGCUAUAACAAGGGAAACAGCCUGAGGUCAAGUCCAGGGAAAAGAUUGUUGUGGAGUUUGAAUUUCUCUGGCUGAGCAGAGCGAGGUCAAUGUAGAAGGCUGGAGAUCCCAGGAGAAGAGGAACCUGGAGUCUAAAAGGGGAUCCGACUUCCGGCAGAGUGGAGACUGCAGACAAGUCAGCACCCAUCUCUCUAACAACACCCUGCUGCAUCUGAACAUCUGUGGGGUCUCCUCGAGGUCUUGUGCUGGACUUGCUAAUGCUUAGCUGUCUGAGAAAUGAUAUUGCUUUAGUGGGUUUGCUUUGCUGUACUUUUUUCAUAGAUUUUUUUUUUGGGGGGUGGAGGGUACGGGAGCAGAUUUAAAUUAGGAAAGCAGAAAGUACUUUUUAUAGACUUUGUGUGUGUGUAUAGAUUAUGGCUUUAUGAUGUAUCUGUCAUGGAAUUUCUAGGUAGACCAGAAAUUUGCUAUGGUCUUCCUAAGUGUUGGAAUUUCUGUGUCUGUACCACAUUGUUGAUGUAUUAUUGACUACAGUAUAGAGUUCACUACUUGUGCUAAACAACAUCUGUGGGUGUUGACAAGUGCUUCGUGUGCCAUACAUUUGAAAUCAUAUAGUAUGCUACCUUUCAGAUAGACUUUGACCUAGCAAUAUGCAUGUGAGAAACAAACAAACAAACAAAAAAUCAAAAGAAGGCGGGGUCAGAGUGACCUAGAGUGUCAGGAAGCCUGGGGAGCAGGAAAUGGGAGAGAGCCAGAGUGAGAGUCGAGGCAGAUUACAGAAGGUGUCAAACACUGUAUGGAAUGGAGAUGAAGUCAACACUUUUGGGACAGGAGACUGGGUAUGUGGCUCUCAGGUCUUCUCAAUCUGUGUGGCUUGCUGGCCAGGGUAAUGUCUCAGAUUGAUGGGUUCCUGUCUUCUUAUGUUUUAUAGGCUGUGUUCAGUAAAUGUUAACUGGCUGUUCUUGAAAAGUGGAGUAAAAGCAGUCACUUGCAGCCUCUGGACCACCAGUAUUGGCAGAGUCCUAAGCACUGAGGUGGCAACCAUACGCCUGCUUUCUUGUGUUGUCACAGAACAUGUUGAAUAGUGUUUUAGCCGAUCUUCUUAAUGUACAAGUGUGAUGGACUUGGCUUCUGACCCUGGAUUUAGAGAUAGAGGCAUGGGUGUGUCCCGGUCCCUGCCGCCCUGACUGUUCACGGGUCUAUGAAUGUUCCAGCCCAUUCCUCACUCUGAUCAAGGCAAUCUGUCAUGGUGGGCCUGUGGCUCAGCAGACAUUUACAUGGUCCUGCAUGUGCUUUUCUCUGCGAAGCUGAAAUCAUGAUAUUGAAAGGAGAUAAAAUCAAGAGUAAAAAAAAAUUAAUUUAAAAUAUAGCCACAAGUCUUUGAGGAAGUGUGGUCGCUAGUGUCUCCUAUCUUAGGCUCCCCGUCUUGGCUUGUUCUUGGCUCAGUCUCUGAGUUGUGGAAUGAAAGCGCAUGCCUCUUCCUCAUCCAGUCUCCCCAUCUGCAGCAUCACAGUACAGCCCCACAUUAUACUUCAGAGUCACACACUGAUUUGAAAAAUGUGGAGAGAUUUGUGUUUUAGGGAAUGAUUGUAAAACUCCAAUCAAAUGGUGAAAUAAAUGUGUUGCACACUGU